AUGAUCCAGAAUGCAACGAAGUUGAUAAGCCAUGAAAAUAAUAGUGUAGAGGCUUUAAUUGCUUUGUUUAAAACCCAUAUAUCAAAUCUAGAGUACGUCGUUUCAAGGCCCAUGACUAGCUAUGCUAAUGCGAAGCUCAAGAAGACCCAUUUGUUUACAAAUUCUUCAUUAUACGGGUAUCGUCAACUUCAAGAUACGUCGUAUUUAAUACCACCAUGUAAAUUCCCAAAUCAUAGUGUUGAACAAUGGGUAUUCAAUCUAAUAGCGGUCUAA
Messenger RNA from Hansenula ciferrii, 273 nucleotides. RefSeq lists its product as uncharacterized. The coding region runs from base 1 to 273 and encodes 90 amino acids. NCBI's taxonomy places the organism in Eukaryota, Fungi, Ascomycota, Saccharomycetes, Phaffomycetales, Wickerhamomycetaceae. The transcript is spliced from 2 exons. The record is from RefSeq and is a predicted model, not a curated record.